Molecule: messenger RNA, 477 nt
Organism: Schistocerca cancellata (South American locust)
Lineage: Eukaryota; Metazoa; Arthropoda; Insecta; Orthoptera; Acrididae
Product: myoglobin-like
Exons: 3
Coding region: 1-477 (158 amino acids)
Molecular function (GO): oxygen binding; heme binding
Source: RefSeq, a predicted model, not a curated record
AUGGGCUCCGCAGCAGAUUGGUUCCGCCCCGCCACGCUCUGCGACACCGCAGAAGCUGCCGCACAGCUGGGGUUGUUCGAGGAGCACUCCGACCUGCUGGAGCUGUUCGAGCGCUUCCGGUCGCUGAAGACGCGCGAGGAGCAGGCGAGCAGCAUGGAGCUGGCCGAGCACGCCACCACCGUGAUGAACUCGCUGGACGAGGCCAUCCGGGCGCUCGACGACGCCGACACCUUCUUCACCUUCGUGGAGCAGGUCGGCGCGUCGCACCGCCGCAUCCCGGGCUUCCAGCCGGAGCUCUUCUGGAAAAUCGAGAAGCCUUUCCUUGAGGCAGUGAAGACGACGCUGGGAGACCGGUACACGGACAACGUGGACACUCUCUACCGGGCGACCAUCAAACUCAUCAUUGAGACUCUCAUCAACGGAUACAACAACGCACAGGACAACCCGCAGACGCAGGAGAAGGAGCAGUCCUCGUGA